Molecule: messenger RNA, 975 nt
Organism: Lutzomyia longipalpis
Lineage: Eukaryota; Metazoa; Arthropoda; Insecta; Diptera; Psychodidae
Product: myophilin
Exons: 4
Coding region: 281-787 (168 amino acids)
Biological process (GO): actomyosin structure organization
Molecular function (GO): actin binding
Source: RefSeq, a predicted model, not a curated record
GUGUCCCUCGGCGAUGAUGGUGAUGAGAGGGAGUUAAUCUCCUCCGCUAAGAUUUAACCAACAUUUAUCCACUCGCGCCGAAAUUCGCCGACAAGUCUUUCCGUCCGCUCCUGUAUUUUUGGUUUAAUUAACUUAAAAUCGGUAUUUUGAAACAUUUCUUGUCAGUCGAAAGUUUGCGGCUUUUCGUGAAAGACGACAUUCUCGCAUCAAUCCUCGCGCAUAUCGAGUGCUCAAUUAAUAAUUUUGUAACUUUUCCAAUUACGCAAAUAUAUUAUAAAAAAUGGCGCCACGCAACAAGGAACAAGAAGCCGAAGUUCUUAACUGGAUUGGGCAAGUUCUUGGUGAGAAGCUAUCGGGUGACUACGAAAAUGUCCUUCGGGAUGGAAUUGUGCUCUGCAAACUAAUUAACAAAAUUGUUCCUGGCUCUGUGAAGAAAAUUCAAGAGCGUGGCACCAAUUUCCAGCUCAUGGAAAAUAUCCAAAGAUUCCAGGCUGCCAUUAAGAAGUAUGGCGUACCUGAGGAAGAAAUCUUCCAAACAGCUGAUCUGUUUGAACGCAGAAAUAUUCCCCAAGUUACCCUAUGUCUUUAUGCUCUAGGAAGGAUUACUCAACUCCAUCCAGAGUACACUGGACCAACACUUGGACCCAAAAUGGCCGAAAAGAAUGAACGUACAUUCACCGAGGAGCAACUUCGUGCUCAUGAGGGUGAACUGAAUCUUCAGAUGGGUUUCAACAAAGGUGCCUCCCAGUCUGGACAUGGUGGCUUCGGCAAUACCCGCCACAUGUAGAUUACGCAAUUCUAUUGUAUUUCAAAUGAUAUCUUUUCUCAUGCACAAUUUGUACGUUUUAAUCAAGAAAAAUUGAACUUAGGUAAUUGUGCUUUUCUAUUUUCCAACAUUAAUUCUUAUUUCACAAACACACCAAAACGAUAAUAAUAAUUGAAUGCACAAUAAAUUGCAUUUGAUGCUUGAAUUGA